AUGGGUGAGCGCUCUCAUCCGCCCUUCUCCAGUGAGCCAAAGGUUCAGGCUCUCCGCUUCAGCUCAGACGCGCCUGUGAGUUCAUGCGAGCUGUCUGCCGGUGAGUCGAACAGCAUGCGCUGCCGCUCAGAUGCUGCCAGGGACCUCGAGAUGCCCAUGACAGCUACCUGCGCAUGCUUGACGCUCUUUCACGCCUACAUGAGCGCAAGUGCGAAGCAUCAAGAGAUGGCGAGCCAGGAUCAUCUCAAGCUGCUCAAGCCAGUGGAAUGCGCAGUAGAGAACUGGCGACUCGAGUGUGCGGCUUGUGUGCUCAUAGCAUCCAAGGCCAAUGAAGUUUCUCGGAAGGAAGCGAAGACGCUGGAGAUCGAUGAAUCUUUCUGGAAGAUCAGAGACGGCGUCAUUGCAUAUGAGCAGCACAUUCUGAGAAACAUCGGAUUCAACGUGAAGCCUACGCUUCCCUUUCCUUUCCUCCUCAACUACCUCAAGGCAUUGUCAGCACCACAACCUGUAGCUCGCACAGCUUAUGCUAUCUUGAUUGAAACCUUCGACCUUCCUCUCUGUCUGAAGCAUGAAUCGCAUGUUAUUGCAGCUGUGUGCAUUCACUUGGCGUGUUUGAUUCAUGGUUUCAACCCUCCAACUGGCAAAAGUGCUGAUGGGUCUGUGAUACGAUGGAAUCAUGUCAUCUCAGUGACUUCGGGGACUCUGGAGGAGGUCGGUCUAGUCGUGCUGGGUUAUCUGGAGUCUCUGGCAGCGCUACAUCAGCAGUACCCGGUGGUGAGGGACAACAAGUUGGGAAAUCAUUUGAGCAACAGCACUUGA
Messenger RNA from Guillardia theta CCMP2712, 819 nucleotides. RefSeq lists its product as hypothetical. The coding region runs from base 1 to 819 and encodes 272 amino acids. The record is from RefSeq and is a predicted model, not a curated record. Gene Ontology annotation, cellular component: nucleus. Gene Ontology annotation, molecular function: cyclin-dependent protein serine/threonine kinase regulator activity. Gene Ontology annotation, biological process: regulation of transcription by RNA polymerase II. The transcript is spliced from 10 exons. NCBI's taxonomy places the organism in Eukaryota, Cryptophyceae, Pyrenomonadales, Geminigeraceae.